Molecule: messenger RNA, 751 nt
Organism: Carya illinoinensis
Lineage: Eukaryota; Viridiplantae; Streptophyta; Magnoliopsida; Fagales; Juglandaceae
Exons: 1
Coding region: 144-410 (88 amino acids)
Source: RefSeq, a predicted model, not a curated record
AUAGCAACAAAUUUUCCCGAGAAAAUCGAAAUACAGAGUUUUUAUCUAUCCAGGGCUGAAGACCCAGUGACGCAGCAAGAAUUCCAAUUCCCACCAAGAGAUUGAGAGAGAGAGAGAGAGGGAGAGAGAAGAGAGAUUGAGUGAUGGGGGCAAUAACAAGCGCAGUGAUAGCAAUAGCGGGGGUGGUGCUGGGGUGGAUCGCCAUAGAGAUCGCCUGCAAGCCAUGCCUGGAACAGGGCCGUGACGCCAUUGACCGCUCCCUCAAUCCCGACUACGACCCUGACGACGCCGACAACGUUCGUGCCCCUCUCAACCCUAACUUCACCUCAGAUCUCGAAGAACCAUCUCCCGAUCCACGGCCCGCUAUUGUUGCUCCUUCUUCUUCCUCCGUUCCUAUCAAGGCUGUCUGAUCACAUGCACCUCCGAUUCAUCACAUCUUUCAUUCCCCCAUGCUUUUCUCUGGUAUUUUCCCAAAACCGCGAUCGUACAAGUUUAUAAUGACUUUUCGGGCUUCUCUCUGUCUUUUUUUUUUUUUUUUUUUUUUCUCCCCAAUUUUUCGGUGGAAAAAAGGAAAUGGAAAUGGAAUGAAAUGACGGAGGUUUUCUGGUAAUCUUCUGUGUGUAUCCGUGUCUUUCUAAUGGGGUUUUUUUUUUUUUUGUUAAUUCUGUGGGGGUGAGAUUGGAAUGUUGGUUUGACUGACACGGAUCUGUAUGUUUGAUUAUUGUAAUUUGAAUCGCGGAUUAUUAACAUA